AAUUACACCUCUGGUCACCUGAUCAGAUUCAUCUUUUGCAAAAGGACAAAUCGCAAGUCUCACUGUAAACCAAACCAGUCAGCUUAGCCAAUCACAAACUGCCUUCGUCACCUAUAAGAGUUGGGUGCGUCCGUCGACAGAAAGGAUACACACUGCAGAGCUUCAGGGAUGAUGCCACUUUGCGUUUUUGUUGUGCUUCUCAGUCAAAUCUGUCAGGUGCCAGCUGUUAACAAGACCUCAGGUAUAACUCAGGACAGUGGGCUCAAAACCGCUAAAGUUGGGGAGACUGUGACUUUGAAAUGCUUUUGUGGGGAUGAUGCUACAACUUUCCUCUCUUGGUACCAGCAAAGCUUGGGAGGCAAACCUCUCAUCAUAUCAAAUCGGCUGAAGUACAACACACAAGGGUCCAUCUCCCCAAUGUAUGAAGAGAGGUUUCGAGUCCUGGCACAAGGAGGUCAAGAAUGCAUCAACCAUCUCAUGAUCAAAGAUCUCCGCCUGUCGGAUUCAGCAACAUAUUACUGUGGAAUUUUAGAAUUCAACGCAAUUGAAUUUGGACAGGGAGCUUUCCUUCAUGUCAAAUCACAGUCCGAAAUCCACGCUGUCGUUCAUCAGCCGGCGUUGGAGCCACUUCGGCCAGGAGACUCUGUGAAUUUGAGCUGCACAGUGUACUCUGAACCGUGUGCGGGGGAGCAGAGCCUCUACUGGUUCAGACAUGGUGCGGCUCAGCCGGCAAUCGUGUACCACAGUGCGGGACAGUGCAAAAAUCUCUCCACUGAAGAGCCUCACAUGAGAAACUGCACUUCAAGCCUCGCUUUAAAGUCCGUGAGCCCUCCUGAUGCAGGGACGUACUACUGUGCUCUGGCCUCCUGCGGGGAGAUUGUGUUUGGAAGUGGAACGAGAGUGGAGAUUGUGGGAGGUUCUACUAAAGUCCCCCCUUUCCUGGUGUAUUGCCUGAUUGUGGCUUUGGCAGUAUCCAUUAUCGUGCUCCUUGUCUUGGCUUUCAUCAUGUACAAGUUGAAAAAAAAGUUAUGCUCUGACUGCAAAGGAACUGUUUCUCAUCUCGCAUGUCCUGCAUCUUCCGAUGUCAUGAGCCAAGAUGCAGACGGCCUCCAUUAUGCUGCUCUGAGUGUGAACAGAACCAGCGAACGUCAUACUCAAGAGGACAACGUGGAGAGCGUUUGUGUAUACUCUAGAGUAAAGACCAGGAAGUAGGACUUUGCCUUCUCAACAUAUUAUCUCACUUUCCUGUCAAUCACUUGCAAGACAACAACACUUCAUCUGACUUAAUGUACAAUAUAAAAUAAAAUAUUU
Molecule: messenger RNA, 1311 nt
Organism: Sebastes umbrosus (honeycomb rockfish)
Lineage: Eukaryota; Metazoa; Chordata; Actinopteri; Perciformes; Sebastidae
Exons: 5
Coding region: 169-1212 (347 amino acids)
Biological process (GO): response to bacterium
Source: RefSeq, a predicted model, not a curated record